Molecule: messenger RNA, 7794 nt
Organism: Syngnathoides biaculeatus (alligator pipefish)
Lineage: Eukaryota; Metazoa; Chordata; Actinopteri; Syngnathiformes; Syngnathidae
Gene: tmem91
Product: transmembrane protein 91
Exons: 5
Coding region: 2013-2726 (237 amino acids)
Cellular component (GO): intracellular membrane-bounded organelle; membrane
Source: RefSeq, a predicted model, not a curated record
GCAGCACUGACGUCCUCCCGUGCGCACCAGUGUGGAUGCAAAACAAUGCGGGACCAACGGCCGAUUGUCUCCUUCGAUGGCUGAUGAAUCGUCCAGAGGACAGACGAGCCCAAACUCCAACCUGACGCACUUCCUGAUUUUAUUCGAGGACGUCUGGAACACAUCAAGCUGAACUAAACCUCUUCUUCCUCCUCCUCUUCCUCGUGGCAGCCCCGAUAAAAAGCCCGGUGCUCCUCAUUUGGUCCCAACUUAAACCUUGUGAAGUUGGACCGAUUACAUUAAAAAUACACAUCCUGGAGGAGCUCAUGACAGCAGCAAACCCGGCUUCCCUUAAAUCAACACAAUGGCCCUUUGAUUUCUUUAUCAUGAUGCGGUGGAGUGGUUGCCGGCGGGCUGGCUGACCUGCCGACGCGCACCGUAGGAUUCUAUUUCUGGAGCCACAUUGCUUUUACAGAUUAAAUGCCCUUCAAUAUGACCCCAAUCUGCCCAUGGCGCAACUAGUUUGACUGAUGCUUGGGCAUAAUCAACACGCACCCAUUAUCGGUGCAGCCAUCUGAAAAACACACUACCAAUCCAACCAUUUUCUUCUGAUCAUUCUGUGCAGGCUCACAAGAAAUCUGGACUCUAUCCCAUCUGACUUCGGGCAUAAGGCUGAUGACAAUGACUCGGAUUACCAUCAUUCCUCUUAUUUCCAAACAGAACAUCUCUUCCAAUUCUCAACAUGAAGGUUUGAUGUGAUGUUUGUACCCCUUGGAUUGAUCACGACUGAAUAACUUGUUUCACAGUGCUAGAGACACAACAAAUUUGAGCAUUUCCAAUCAAGACUGCUCGUCUUGUUAUCCAUUCAUUAACACCCAGAACGUUAUUUUAUGAUCCUUGACGGAAAUGAUCAAUGUGAAAGUCCUAAAAUCACAAACACAGACAACAAACACGGAUGUUGAAAUCACAUAAGAUUAUGUCACUUUACUAAAAGUCCUCAUUUACAAUCCAGAACUCUUUUUCCAACACUGGACUAGAAGGAUUGAUACUUUACAAUCAUGGAAGUUUUAUGAUCAUUCCAUAACUGUCCAUCUUUAACAUUUUCCUAUUUACUGUCAGGAUGGAUUGAUGAGAUAAUCCCACAUCCUGUUUUAGUCAACAGUCACCACUCAGACACCUCAAACAACGAGAUCUUCUGAGUCUUAUUAGCUUUUGGUCAUUCCACAACUGCAUACACAGCAGAACCUUUUAUUUUUUUGGAUUCCUUGAUAGGAAGCAUAUUUGUAUAAAUCCUACACCCUGGACUGGACAGUCAGUCAGUCACAGGACACAAAUCGACAAACAAAUCUGAGCAUCUAAAUCAAGACAGCUCUUUAUCCAUUAGUCAUUCCAAAAGUCUAAUUUACACCAAAAAACUGUUGAUUCUACCCAGAACCCUUUUCUAAUCCUUGACAGGAAGGAUCAAUGAGAAAAUCCUACACCCCAGACUGGUCGCUAAAAACUCUACCUUGAAAUCACUACAGCUUUCUCUAACUGCUGUUUCCACCAAGAACUUUUCCAACCCCCUACAAUCCCAGGCCACAUGUAAAGUGAGUUGUGGGAACUGAGUGACUAGCGAUCCCACACUGGCAAUCCCACACUGAAUGAACCUCUAGACCACCACCAGUGACCUGGGAACAACCAUCAAAAGAUUUUGUUCUGUGAGGAUUGGAUUUUUCCAGGAGUUCCUUAAAGGGCUUUUAAUUUAUUAUCCCUUACCAGAAAGGACAUUUAAACUAGAAAAUCAAACACUUGAAGAUCAGAGGCUUUGGGAUUCUUGAGCCAUAACUUGCAAAGAACGAGGGCUGUAACGUGUUGUCGUCUUCAGCAGAUGAGCUUUUACCAAAAGAGAAAUCAUAGAAUUGGAUUAAAGAUGGAUUAUCACUGAAACACUAGCAUCUGGCAAAUCAUUUAAUCCCAUUGUGCACUCCUCGGGAACGCCAUUACAAUUUUGUAGAUUACAUUCUGUAUGUGGAUGCCAGACAAAGCCAGUGAUGGAGAAACGCGAUGAGCUGGAGCACCCUCUAUUGGGGGAAAGCCCGGAGCCGCCAUCGGGACCAACUCCCGGGGGAGUCUUUAAAGGAAUGUUGGUCAAGUGUGAGGAGGACAUGGCCUACCCUCCUCUGGCAUGGAGGGGCUACUGCGGGCACCCUCCGGAUGUUCAGCAGCCACAUCAGCUUCUGGAUCCGUGUUCCUUGCCUCGCACAUUUGAGUCCUUCUUCCCGGCUGCGCCCAUCUGGAGCCACAACGACUCGCUGCUCGGCAAGGACUACCUGGAGACCACCUUUGUGGACAUAGGGCCCGGAUCCACGCUGGAGCGUAAACUUCUAGCCGAGGCGCACGGUGACUUUUACAGCGCCUCCUACAGCAUGGACGACGAAGAUGACCUGCUCCCUGACUCGGAUGAUUCCUCUAUGGAAGACUUCAGCGAUAGCGACAGCGAGAGCAACUUCCCCCUGAUGAUCCCUCAGGACUACCUGGGCCUCGCCUUCUUCUCCAUGCUCUGCUGCUUCUGGCCCCUGGGCAUUGCCGCCUUCUACCUCUCGCAGAAGACCAACAAAGCUUCGGCUGAGGGGGACCUCCAGGGGGCCAAUGCCGCAUCCCGCCAGGCCCUGUGGCUCUCUGUGCUGUCCAUCAUGUUCGGGAUCGUCACCUACAUAUGCGCCAUCGCCGCUCUCAUUUCCUACUUGUCGGCCAAGCCGCCAUAAACGUUUAUUUAUUUUUCAAAAAAAAUCAAAACAUGGAUUUUGUCCACAUGCCACCAAUGGGUUCUUGUAACAUUAUCACAUUUUAGUUCAUUGCCUCUUCUAUCUUCAACCUUUAGUUAAGACACACCCCCUUAAGCACUGCUGUCAUAACAAAUCAAGACAGAAUGCCAAACUUCAAGCAGCAAGAAGGAGGACCACAAUAUUAAGCAGCGACGCUGUUACUGAAAAGCUGGAUUGCUCUACUGUAGCCACUCAAAAGCAAACGAAAUAGAUCUUAUACAGCCCUGUUAGCUUGGCCUGCCAGCCUCUACCAUUAAAAUCCUUCAGCAGUAACAUGACCAGUGACUGCCAUUUUGUGAAAACAUGGAAUGAGCACGUCAAACACCUCUAAAUUCCCUUGUAAAUAUUCAUUCAUUCUCUGUUGCACUUCUCAUUCGAGUCGCGGGCGUGCUAGAACCUAUUCCGGCUAGCUACAGGCGAGAGACUAUGGUACACCCUGAACUGGUUGCCAACCAAUCACAGCCAUAAAAAAUAGAUGAAUGAAAAAAUAAAUGACUAAAAACACGACCUAUUCUAGUGCCCACGCUGCUCUUCUCACAAAUAAUGUUGCACUAUUUUCUUUGACUUUUUAGGACAAUGGAUGCUGUGAACCGUCAGUGGUUUGAACGCGUCAACUUGGAGAACUCCAUGAAAGUUAGGCCCAUACAAAGUUAUUGGGGCGGUGACUGGUUAGCACAUCUGUCUAACAGUUCUGAGGGCAGUCAUUCAAAUCCCAAAAACAUAAAUGAUAGAUUGAUCGAAGAUUCUAAAUUGCCCGUUGGUAUGAAUGUGAGUUGUUUAUAUAUGCCCUGCAAUUGUCUAGCGACCACUUCAGGGUGUACCCCGCACCUCAGCAGAAGAUAUACAGGUGGAAUAGACUCCGGCACACCUGGGAACCUUGUGAGGAUAAGUGGCUCAGAAAAAGGAUGGAUGGACACAAGUUUAACGAGGGGUAUUCUCAACUGAAAGUUGUCAGCCAAUUAGAGAAGGGGUUGACCAAUGUAGGUGAAAUGAAAGGGUUGAGAAAUUAUCUGGUUAUGUUUUUUUUGGACAAGAUGGGCAAUAUUGCACAAAAAUGUUUUCAAAAACAGGCAAUUUUCUCUAGAUCCUGUCAUCCAAUUUUCAAAAAUGCUCGUGAACUGCCCUAAAGUUAAAGUGGUCAUUCCCACCAGACUUUGCAUUUUGACAGCCUGUCACAACAGGGCCAAACAUGAAAACCUGGAACACAUCAAGUAGCUAGCUUCUUUAUCUUAGCCAGUUAGCUUUCAAUUUACUAUUUGACUCAUUCAAAAAGCAUUAAGGGAUAGGCCUUAUCCAAACAUUGUAACCAAGAGCACAUUAUGUACCUCACCGUACCUUAUCAAUAAAAAGCGAAAAUAAAUAUAGGCUUCACACAAGGCCACCUGAAGCAUGCAACUAGUCUCAUAAAUCUUGCCAGCUCGCUCUCAAUUAAAUUUUUAAAACAUUUAAAAAAAAAAUAAUAAUGUUGCAACCACUAACACAUACAACAACUCUCCUUGUUAGCUUAGCUGGCUCGCGCUCGGUUUACUUCUGUAUCACAAAAAAAAAAAAAAAAAAACAACUCUAGACCACCACAAACUCUGAAACCCGGAGGACAUACAUACAAUAGCUGGCCCCGUUACUUUACCCGUCUCGGCUUGCAUUUAUUUUUACAAUGAUUUAUAAAUCAAAUCUGUUCUCGGCUCAUUGCCCAGUCCGCGUUGGGGGUGUGUGUAGCUAAGCAAAAUGUUCAACUCUAAGCUCGCUUUUUAAUGGAAAUGCGCUUGAUUUGGCCACCUGCAGCUCUCUAAUACCCUUUGGAUUCAUUGGAUCCAUGUAAGCGAACUUAAAAGACGUGUGUGCAGAGAACUAGACCCUGGUGGACCUCGCCAUGAUCUGGUGAAGUUCUGAAACUACACCAUAAAUCUAUUAUUUGAAAGAAUUAAAAGAAAACAUGAGGGAUGAGUAGAAUAAAGUGAGCUAACAUAGCAGAUGGGGGAAAUAAAUGUGACCACAAUAUAGAUUACAGACAAAAUGCUAAUUUGUGGUUGUGAAAUAAGUAUAAAGUACAUUUGAAAUACUAAUGUAAGGAUUCAAUGGGCAAGCCGAUGCGCAAACUACACGUCACCAGACAACAGAGGUGUGGACUCGAGUCACAUGACUUAGACUCAAAUCUUGAAUUUGAUGACUUUACUGUAGACUCGACUUGACAGUAUGUUAAAAGACUUGCAACUCGACUUGGACUUGAACAGAAACGACUCGUGACUUCAUUGGAACUUAAACCUACUGACAUGAAAAGACUUGCUAUUUUGACCAAAGUGCUGAGAAACUAAGACUGUAGAUUUUUUUUUUCUAUAGCUCUAUGUGCAGACUUUAUAGCUUUCUCUUUCCAUAUCUAUAUGUGCAACCGCAGUUUUACUACAGGAAAAUGUGUAACGACUUAAAGCUGUAAGUCUUGAUUAUCAUUUAUGAGGUCAAAGCAUCCCACACCCAAUUUGCUGAUGUGUAGUUACUUUUUACUAGCUUUUAAGAGUUAACACCCCGUUGGGCAUGCUUGGGGAGAGGGAUUAAAAAUAUAUAUAACUCAAAGAAAACAAAGGUAUACAUUCCAAGAACCACUGUAAACAUCUAUCUUUGCUUAAUUGAUCCACUUCUUUAUUGUUUUCACCAUAUGCUUCACACACUUGGGUUUGUGCCUACAGGGUAUAUGUUGGUAUGAAGCGAUCAGUGAUCAGAUGAGCCCAGAGCUGCACAGGGAAAGCAUGCUCUGUGUAAUUUAGCAGUGGUCUAGCAUGUUGUUUUCCCCGGCAACACAAUGUGCUGCUUGUAUUUAGGGAGUUUGAGUUUAGCUUUGUUAAAGUCCCCAAGAAUGAUGAGGAGAAGAAUUUGAGUGCUUUUUCAAAACUCAAAGUGUAGGACUUGGUACUUGACUCGAGAUUGUAUGUUUUGACUUGAGACUGAAUUGGGGCCUUGAGGGCAAAAAUUUGGGACUUGUGACUUGCAAAGCAAUGACUUGGUCUCACCUCUGCCACACAGCCACGAAAGAUCACAAUGGAUGGUAUUUGUGCCUCAAUCAUGUUUACAAGUACAUCACAUCUGCAUAAAUAAAUGAUAUAGAUGUAUUUAACUUUGGCCAAAGACACCAGCCAAAAACAACAACAACAAAAACUCCAACAUUUCAGCAAGUUCGGCUUCAGCCAGUCACAUAUUCAAACCUAGACCGUUAGCGAGGCAUACACAGGAAGCUAGCUUCUGAAUGUCUGGGUAAGCAAAUCGAGAGCACCUUUGUUAGAAACUACAAUAGGCCAACACAAUGCCAGUUUUUAAAUGAUUUAUAUUUUGUUCAUACAACAUUUAUUUCGUGGCCACAAAUGACCAGGUUUUACCUAUAUUGCGUCCACAUUUUUUUUAAAAAAGUGUUUCCAUGUCAGGUCUGGGAUUCCAGACAACAUCAUUGGCUGGAAGAAGAAGCACAUGGAACCCUUCUAAAAGAAUAAUGGUGUAAUUCAAGAAUAAACAUUACAAUUACAUCGACAUGUUAGCUAAGAAUUCUUCUUCAGAUAGCUCGUAUCUCACAUGUAAAAGUUAGUAUCUUCUGCGUUUGAGUUAGCAUCUCGUACAGUGAAUCCUGCUGUUACAAAUUCAUCUAUUCGCAUUUUUAUUAAUGGAAUCUAUCUUAAAAACUCACACAAUCACAGCUAUUGUUGUAUUAUUAUUAUCAUAAUUAUUAUUGCUUUUUUAAACAGUAUAGUAUUAACCUAGUAACCUACACCCACCAUCCAUGAAUCUUUUUUUUUUUCAUGCAACCUAACCUAAGCUAUUUGCUGAAAAACUCACUUACUGGCACGUAUUUGUAUAUUUUGUGCUCUUUCUUUAACGCAACAAGAGCCCACAAAAGCGCUGGCUGAAAGCAAAAUAGUAAUUGGUGUUUUUACAGGUUACGAUGGACCGAUGUUGUGCUAUCGUUUUUAAGUACACAUAGUUUUGCGUUCUCUUUGCCAGGUUCUGUGUAAAAGGCCAAGGAGGACGAGCGUAUAAAAAGAAAAACAUUUUUGUUGUCACUGCUCUCAUUUGGCCGUUUUGCAGUACCUCUGUGCCAAAGCAAUAUCAAAUCCAGUUGGCAAUAUAUUUGCUGAGUUGUGUGUAAAAAGUAAAGGUGGCUAAACAUUGGCUCUUCUCUGAGUUUGCCAUCAUGCAGGGUCUGUGUGUGAAAUUCAUAUUCGAUCAUUGGGAGAACCUCGCCUCUGCUGGGUUCUGCGUAAGACAUAGGCAUAAAAAUGUGGUGUCUUCUGUCAUGACUGAUGUUAAUUUUGCAGGACCUCUUUGUUAAACGGGCUUUUAUCUCAGGUAAAACGCUAUCCCAUUGGCACAAGUGAUCCCGACAAGUUACUAUCAAGCCUGUUAACACAUUUCACUUGCACACAAGAUGCUAACUUGUGUGCUCAGGUUAAAAGAUAUGAUCACCUUUCAGGACCUAUUGGAUUGAAUUUCAAGAUUUCCACAGUGCAGCGUUUGAGAACAUACGAGAGCCAUGACAGAUUGACGCUGUUAAGAAAAGUGCCAAAAAGGGUGAAAAGAAGUUGCUACAGUGAGUACAUUGAGGUUGCAAAUUCAGAGUGCUUAAAUAUUCCUUUGGGAAUUCCAGAGAGACAAAAAGAUGUCCAGCAUGACUCCCUCACCUGACUUGGCUUGAGCUUCAGCGUGCCAUUAAUAUAAGCCACUGACUAUUUUAAGAGAAAGCUCUACAUUUUCUGUGUCAAUGUAGUUUUUAUAUCCUAGAGUGCACCGAUGAUUAUCAAAUGUAACUAAUAACAAUAACUGCGUGUGAACAGUACACAAAGAUGGCUCAUGAUGCUACAUCAGCUUCCAACCUUCCAGCAAUACACCUCCACCACCUUCUUAGUCUGAGUGACUCCUCCUGGACUGCUCACUUCCUGUCACAUGACACAUGGAUUUCCUCUCUGGGCAAAUGUUCUUCUUACAAAUGUAAAUAAAGUGGAAGGAAAACCAAUGAAUCCCAAUAAAUUAA